GAAAACGUCGCCUUCCGAGCCUUCGAUGAGUGGUGGGAGCGCAAGGAGGAGAAGGCAAAACCAUUUCAGAGUGUGCCCAAGCCUGCUCCCCGGGAAGAAGACAAGGAAAAGACCCGUCCCAAAGAGCCCGGCCUGCUCUCAUUGGUGGAUUGGGCCAAGAGCGGAGGCGCUGAAGGUUUUGGAUUUGGCACUGGAUUGCGGGAGGCUCUGAGGCUUCCAUCAUUCAAGGUCAAGAGGAAGCAGCCAGCGGAGGAUGACGACGACGGCGAACAGAAGAGGCCACGGCCAUCCACCCCAGCAGAAGAGGAGGAUGACGGAGAGCGAGAGAAGGAGACCCAAUCCGAACCACGACCAGGAGUAAAACCUCCACAGAGGGAGGGUGCACGAGCAAAACACAAACGCAGGAGUCCGUUCCAUUUGGACAGCGAGGGUGAAGAAGCCUCUGAGGAAUCU
Molecule: messenger RNA, 453 nt
Organism: Staurois parvus
Lineage: Eukaryota; Metazoa; Chordata; Amphibia; Anura; Ranidae
Source: the annotation of a GenBank genome assembly